This is a messenger RNA of Dimorphilus gyrociliatus, 665 nucleotides long. NCBI's taxonomy places the organism in Eukaryota, Metazoa, Annelida, Polychaeta, Dinophilidae. The record is from the annotation of a GenBank genome assembly.
AGCUGCUUAGCGCAUGCGCAAAGAAAAAGACCUUCCAGUUGAAAGUAAAUUAAGGGAAAAGUUAUGAACUUUAUUGACGUAAACCAUCCUAAUACAGCUCAAGAAAUUUAUAAAAUAAUAUUAAAAAAUAACUAUUCAAAUGUCUGUGAAAGAUUGGAAUUUUCAGGUCGAUCAGUUCUUAAUUUACUAUUAGCAAAAGAGAUUAUUACCUUGGGUCAAAAAGAGGAGAUUGAGAAUAAACCUAGUAGAUUAGGAAAAGCUAAUGAAUUGCUAAGCUUUCUCAUGCGGAAUAGUAACCAUUUUCCUGCAUUUGUAGAAUGCCUUCGGACAGAUAAACAAGGUACUCUUGCACAGGAACUGGUUGAUAGUUUUCCAAAGGCUAGAACAGAAUAUGCUGCCAGUCAAGCUCAAAUUCAAAAUGAUCUACAUCAGCUUGGACUUUAAUUUUCCAUCGAAAUUCUGGAAGGGGAUUUUCUACAUAUCUUUUCAGAAAAAAGAAAUAUAUAUGGUAACAGUAGAGAAGAGAGUCCUCCAAAAACCAGCAAACCUGAGACAAGAAUUAAAGGAAUAGCACAAUGGAUGUCAACCAGCAGUCCAAAUGAAAGAUUGGCUGCAAUUGUUGCCAGUCUCCCAACGCCGCUAAAAAAUCCUGUUGCAGUUGAUCU